GUUAAUUACAUCGAUGAUUGCAAGGAGUGUUAGAGGUCUCUACAGCGUUGGCGGCGCAAGAUCUGCAAUAGCGUCUAGGCGUUUAACUAGCAUAAAAAACCACAGAACUAUAUUUAGUGAAAGUAAGAAGGCAGAAGAGUUAGCUACAUCUUCACUCCCUGUAAAAGCUGUAAAUGAUCCACCAGCUGCAUCAACAGCCACAUCUACAGCUGUAGAAUCAACUACUGAAACCCCUGCUCAUUUACAAAAUAUUGUAGAAAGCACAACGGAACCAUUGAAAUAUGGUGAUCUCGCAGAAUUGGGAUUGUGUAACAAAUGGUAUGGCUUCGUACAACAAGCAUUAGAAGCUGUUCAUGUAUCAACUGGUUUACCUUGGUGGGCCACUAUUGCAGUCACUACAGUAUCACUCAGAUUAGCAUUGUUCCCAUUACUUAGAAACUCAUUAAUACACACAUCAAGAAUGGCAGUACAUCAACCAGAAAUGCAAGCCAAGAUCAACGCUAUGACUGCAGCAAAGAAGCAAGGUAAAGAUCAAGAAGCUGCUGUACUCGGUCAAGAAAUGAGAAUGUUCAUGAAAGAGAAGAACUUGAAACCACUCAGAGGUUUAGUUUUACCACUCAUUCAAAUGCCAUUAUUUAUUGCGUUCUACUUUGGUUUGGACGAUAUGGCCAGAUUACCCCUCAAGCAAAUGGCCGAAGGUGGCUUUGGUUGGGUACAAAACCUCACAGUACCAGACUACACCUGUAUACUACCAAUUAUAUCAUCUUCACUCAUGUUCAAGAGUAUCAGUAUGGGUCCAGAUGGUAGUGGAAGUGUUCAAUCACCACAAGCACAGAAGAUGAAACCGUUCUUCCAAAUUGGUUCCUUCAUAAUCGUACCAAUGGCAUGGUGGUUACAAAUGCCAAGUGCUGUUUUCAUCUACUGGUGCACCACCAAUGCAUUCUCACUUGCACAAUCUUACUUACUCAGCUCAACCGCUGUCAGAAAAAGCAUGGGUUUGCCUUCAUUGGAUACAAUCGCUGAAAACAACAAGAAAAACUUUCCCCAACAGUAUGCAAGCGAAAACCAAAAGCAACCAGGAUUUAUGGAAAGCGUAAAAUCAUCUUACAACACUUUCAGAGAAGAAUUCGAGGAAAAGAAGAAGCCAAUGUUAGAAGAAGCAAGACAGAGAGAAAAGGCCAACAGAGAGAAGCUUAUCCGUCAAUCCUAUGAAUCAGAAAGAAGCGAUAAAGGUCUCUAUGAAAGUGCCGAGGCUGCUGAGAGCAAAGGUAAGGAUGACGAAGUCUCUCACAAAAACCCAACACUCUUGGCAAUGGAUGAUGAAAAACGUGCCAGAGCACUUAAGAAUGAACAGCAAAGACUUGCGAGAUUUCAAAGAAAUAGUAAAAGACAAUCUAGAUACUAGACUAUUGUAAUAUCAUAGAUUUAUUUCAAACCUUG
This is a messenger RNA of Wallemia mellicola CBS 633.66, 1440 nucleotides long. RefSeq lists its product as hypothetical. Gene Ontology annotation, molecular function: membrane insertase activity. The record is from RefSeq and is a predicted model, not a curated record. NCBI's taxonomy places the organism in Eukaryota, Fungi, Basidiomycota, Wallemiomycetes, Wallemiales, Wallemiaceae. Gene Ontology annotation, biological process: mitochondrial respiratory chain complex IV assembly; protein insertion into mitochondrial inner membrane from matrix. Gene Ontology annotation, cellular component: mitochondrial inner membrane. The transcript has 2 exons. Bases 14 to 1405 code for a protein of 463 amino acids.